This is a messenger RNA of Nannospalax galili (Upper Galilee mountains blind mole rat), 600 nucleotides long. RefSeq names its product golgin subfamily A member 4-like. The transcript has 7 exons. Bases 16 to 498 code for a protein of 160 amino acids. Gene Ontology annotation, molecular function: small GTPase binding. Gene Ontology annotation, biological process: Golgi vesicle transport. Lineage: Eukaryota; Metazoa; Chordata; Mammalia; Rodentia; Spalacidae. The record is from RefSeq and is a predicted model, not a curated record. Gene Ontology annotation, cellular component: Golgi apparatus.
GCUCGUGAAGAAGAAAUGACUACAAAAGUAAAUAACCUGCAGGCUCAACUUGCGGAACUACAGAAGAAAUACGAACACAAGCUGCAGCAGGAGGAGAGCGCUGGCGACAAGGUAACAAUUAUGGAGUUACAGACACAGCUGGCACAGAAGACUACUCUAAUCAGUGAUUCAAAGCUGAAAGAACAAGAGUUCAGAGAACAGAUUAAUAAUUUAGAAGACCGUUUGAAGAAAUAUGAAAAGAAUGUAUAUGCAACAACUGUAGGGACACCUUACAAAGGUGGCAAUUUGUACCAUACUGAUGUCUCGCUAUUGGGAGAACCUACCGAAUUUGAGUAUUUGCGAAAAGUGCUUUUUGAAUAUAUGAUGGGUCGUGAGACCAAGACCAUGGCAAAAGUUAUAACCACUGUCCUGAAGUUCCCUGAUGAUCAGACUCAGAAGAUUUUGGAAAGAGAAGAUGCUCGGCUAAUGUUCACGUCACCUCGCAGUGGUAUCUUCUGAGUAAAUCGUCAGUCUGUGCUUAGUUAGCAUGUGGUGAGUGGUGAAUAAUGUCCCGUGUCUUUCCUACAAAGAUCAGUUAUUGCAUGCUACUAACCAUUUUGU